Plasmodium vivax (malaria parasite P. vivax) is the source of this 527-nucleotide messenger RNA. RefSeq lists its product as hypothetical. The transcript is spliced from 5 exons. Lineage: Eukaryota; Apicomplexa; Aconoidasida; Haemosporida; Plasmodiidae. The record is from RefSeq and is a predicted model, not a curated record. Bases 12 to 527 code for a protein of 171 amino acids.
GUGCCUCGCCAAUGAAGCCGCUGCACCUGCUCGUGCUGCUCAUUUUGCCCCUUGGGAGUAGCGGCGGUGGUGACAGCGGGGGGGUGGUGCUCCCCCGCGACUUUGAGAAAGACAUGAGCGAACUGGACUUGAGCGGCCUGGAGGGAGACAUCGAAGGCAUCGAUGAAGUAGCUCACAGGGAUUACUACCAAUACGUGACGCAGCUGUACGUCUAUGUGCGUGUGGACGGGAAAUACAGGACCUUCCGAAAUCACCCGCAGCUGAUCCGCCUCGGGGAGAAGUACAUGACUCUCCUGCAAAACGCAAUGAUUAACGUCCAGCUGAGGAGAACGGGAAUUGGGAUCUUCACCUGCUUCUACCAGGACAAAGCCAUCACGGAAAACCUAGUUACGUACUUCCUAAUGCAGAAGGAGGUGGACUUCUUGGAAGUUGGCUUCGAUAGGCGCUUCCCAGAGGGGAGAUCCGCGCCCAUUGUUGACGUGGACGGGAGGGUAACACCGCAGGGGCACCCCCACGAGGAGUUAUAG